Messenger RNA from Hyalella azteca, 2278 nucleotides. RefSeq names its product phospholipase A1 member A. The transcript has 9 exons. Gene Ontology annotation, molecular function: lipase activity. The record is from RefSeq and is a predicted model, not a curated record. Lineage: Eukaryota; Metazoa; Arthropoda; Malacostraca; Amphipoda; Hyalellidae. Gene Ontology annotation, biological process: lipid metabolic process. The coding region runs from base 119 to 1735 and encodes 538 amino acids.
UCGACAUCACUCGGGUGUACAAGCUCAUGUCAUCUUCCAAAAUCAGCACAAUCCAGAAACUGCCUGACUGGAGCGUUGAAAAAUCGCAACCUUACAUCGGAAAGCCCUGACCACCAGAAUGAAAUGUAUAAGACCCACCGUUCUUGCCAUGAUGGCGCUGAUCGCAGCGGCAGCCGCGCUGCAAGUUGAAGGCCGCAAAAUGUCGCCGCUCUCCUUCGUCCUCGGCAUGCAGCGACACGACACUCGUCAGGAUCUCACUAAACAACGAGCUCAAUAUAUAGCUAAAGACUUUGUCAACAACGAGCCUGAGCUCACAGAUCCGAGGAUCGUCAACCGUGGUUAUGAUGGUAUUCAAAAUGGUUCAGUUGAAAAAGGAGACUCUAGUAAAAUGGUAACCGACAGAAACAAUGAAAAUGUCAAGGUUAUUGGGUCUCAAAAGACACAUUGGGACGUCUCAAGAACAUACCAACAACUCGGCGAACUCUUCAGUCAGUCGAACGGUGACGGGCUCGGUGCCUUCUACGAACAAACUGCUGAUGAUAUACACUUCGGACUUUACACGACCAAGAAUCCAGUAGAAGAUGAGCGGCUGGUCGCGGCAGACUCAGACUCCCUGACGCAGUCUCACUUCGACGCCAACAAGCAGAGCGUCGUCGUCGUUCACGGUUUCACGGGGAGCUUAAGCGGUUGCCCGUGGAUGGUCGACAUAAAGGAUAGCUUCAUCAGGAAGGACAUGAAUGUGGUCCUGGUGGACUGGGGGGCGCUGUCAGGCAGCGAUCUCAUGUCGUACUUCCACGUUGUUGAGUACAACGUCCCGUUCGUGGGCUUACAGCUCGCCGCGCUGCUGCAGGCCCUCAAGGAAAAUGUUGGCUUAUCGGAAGACAAACUUCAUCUCAUCGGCUUCAGCCUCGGUGCCCACGUUUGCGGAUUCGCUGGCAAGAAUUUUCGCAACAUUUCGAGAAUCACCGGACUAGAUCCUGCAGGUCCGGCGUACCAAUCAGCGGACGAGGACCGCAGGCUUUGUGCCUCGGACGCGAACUUCGUGGACAUCGUGCACACGGACAUGGAGGUGCUUGGGUUCAGCGGCCAGCUCGGCCAUGUUGACUUCUUCAUGAACGGAGGCCUUGACCAGGGAUGCAACAUGUCGUGCAGUCACGCGACGGCGUACGAAUACUUCAACUCGAGCAUCUGGAACAUACCCGUGCUGGGCUACCAGUGUGAUGACGAAAAUGCUUUUGAGAGAGGGGAAUGUUUCAAUCACCCUUCGAACUAUUUUGGCGCCAACGCAAACCCCGACAAGCCUGGAAACUACUACAUGAUGACCAUACACGACGACAUCGUCGGUACGGGCAAACUAGCCCGCCACUCUCUGGCUGAGGUGCAGCUGCCGGCUGGGCAACACAACGUAUCACGGAUACGCGUCAGCUUCACGGCGAGCGUGCCUACGGUGACCGGGGGCACUUUCCACGAAAAGAAGUCCAUCAUAGUGGAUAACAAGGAGACGCUGUCACAAGUGCUGGUGACACCCUUAAACUUAAGUGUGAGAGACGUCACUGUCAAGUUAGGGUUCGAUCCUGCCUUUGGAACUGAAAUAAAAAAGUCUUUCGUCUUACCAUCGAUUUCAUUCCAGGACAUCGUAACUGGCGAGAAAUUCUUCGCCUGCAACGUCACUCUGAAGCCUAUCCAUGGCACGGUCGUGACGCUGCAGGAAGAGCCGUGUGCCGCUCGCUUCUAAACUUUAAUAAAAUAUAAUAGGUACAUAAAAAAAAGUUAGUCAAUGUGCUAUCAAUAUAUGCAAAUAUUGCACUUUCAUCAGUCACAUCAGAUCGGUUCUGAAUGGAUCUGGAGGCAGCAUCUUCUGUUUUAGUAUAGCAACUUAUUAAAAUUUUCUAUGAACGGCAGAAAAAACAAGUUAUAGGUACAACAAUGCUGGUUCUGGCUUAAUUCUUUAUUCACUGCAAUGUUUUUAACGUACACAAAAAGUGACCCGGUGAUUUCCUGUAUUGAUUCAAAUAUAUUAUAACAUUUUAUAAAUGUUGUAUCGGUAAAUAAGACGUUCAUUCAGUUUAAUUACAGUAUAAGCGCAACUUUUAUUGAAUGACCUAGGGUAGAAAAUGCAUACUCGCGAUACUCGUAGAUAAAAAGCCAGUAAUUCAUGUUUUCUGCAGAUUAAGAUGUGCACAGAGAUCCCCGUUUUAAUUGGAGCCUUUUUGCUCUUUUUUUACUUCGUAAGGAUGAUGUACAUGGGAUUUUACAAUUAAAGAGUUCAUGUUGUAAU